AUGCACCGCCCUGCAGCCGCCGCCGCUGCCGGCCGAGGAGGAGCCAUGACCCUGAGCGCGGAGAUGUCCGAUGCCUCCGGACUAGCGGAUGAGACCGACAUCGACGUGGUGGGGGAGGGCGAGGACGAAGAGGAAGAGGAGGAGGAGGAAGAAGACGGCUGCGGCGGCGACAGAGGCGGCGGGCCGGGGCUCCGGAGGCGGCGUCGCUCUUACGCUGAAGAGGAAGACGAGGAGGAAGAGGACGACGACGAGGACGAGGACGCGCUGCUCUCCCCGGGGACUGGGGGCUCCGCAGCCGCCCCGGGUGCGGGCCAGGCUGCCGGGUCCGGCGGCGAGAGCAGCGGCGGCGGGGGCGGCUCUGGAGCGGCGGGCGGCGGCGGGGGCGGCGGCGGCGGGGUCGGCGGCGGGGCCAAGAACCCGCUGGUGAAGCCGCCUUACUCGUACAUUGCGCUCAUCACCAUGGCCAUCCUGCAGAGCCCCAAGAAGCGCCUGACGCUGAGCGAGAUCUGCGAGUUCAUCAGCGGCCGCUUUCCCUACUACCGGGAGAAGUUCCCCGCCUGGCAGAACAGCAUCCGCCACAACCUCUCGCUCAACGACUGCUUCGUCAAGAUCCCCCGGGAGCCCGGGAACCCGGGCAAGGGCAACUACUGGACCCUGGACCCGGAGUCCGCCGACAUGUUCGAUAACGGCAGCUUCCUGCGCCGGAGGAAGCGCUUCAAGCGGCAGCCGCUGCUCCCGCCCGCCGCCGCCGAGACGCUGCUGCUGCGGGGCGCGGGGGCCGCGGGGGCCGGAGGGGACCCUGCGGCAGCAGCCGCCGCAGCAGCCGCAGCCGCCGCCGCCGCGGCCGCCCUGUUCCCGCCCCCGCCCCCGCCCGCGCCGCCCCCGCCGCCCCCGCACGCCUUCGGCUACGGCCCCUACAGCUGCGGCUACGGCCUCCAGCUACAGCCCUAUCCGCCUCCCUCGGCCCUGUUCGCCGCCUUCCACCCGCACCCCGCGGCGGCCGCCCACCACCACUCACACCCGCACUCGCCGCCUCCGCCGCCACCGCCCCCCGCCCACGGGGCGGCGGCCGAGCUGGCCAGGACCGCUUUCAGCUACCCGCCGCCCCCGCUGGGCCCGGGCCUGCCGGGCUCCCUGCAGGCGGCGGCCAAGCCCGGGGCCGGCCCGGGCCUGGCGCGCUCGCCCUUCUCCAUCGAGAGCAUCAUCGGGGGCAGCCUGGGCCCCGCCGCUGCCGCCGCCGCCGCCCAGGCCGCCCAGGCCGCCGCCGCCGCCGCGUCCUCGUCGUCUUCGUCGUCGUCGUCGUCGCCGCUGUCGCCCUCGCCCGCGGCGCCCGGGGGCAGCUGCGCCGCUCAGGCGGCCGUGGUGCCCGCAGCCGCGCUCACCCGCUCCCUGGUGGCCGCCGCCGCCGCCGCCGCCGCCGCCUCCUCGUCCUCCGCAGCCCUGGGGACGCUGCACCCGGGGACGGCCCUGUCCAGCGUGGAAACCUUGACUGCCAGGAUUUCGAACUGUUAA
Molecule: messenger RNA, 1512 nt
Organism: Trichosurus vulpecula (common brushtail)
Lineage: Eukaryota; Metazoa; Chordata; Mammalia; Diprotodontia; Phalangeridae
Gene: FOXD1
Product: forkhead box D1
Biological process (GO): cell differentiation; anatomical structure morphogenesis; regulation of transcription by RNA polymerase II
Molecular function (GO): RNA polymerase II cis-regulatory region sequence-specific DNA binding; DNA-binding transcription factor activity, RNA polymerase II-specific
Source: RefSeq, a predicted model, not a curated record